Messenger RNA from Lindgomyces ingoldianus, 1962 nucleotides. RefSeq names its product amidase signature enzyme. The transcript has 2 exons. NCBI's taxonomy places the organism in Eukaryota, Fungi, Ascomycota, Dothideomycetes, Pleosporales, Lindgomycetaceae. Bases 11 to 1807 code for a protein of 598 amino acids. The record is from RefSeq and is a predicted model, not a curated record.
GUCCAGCAUCAUGGUAUUGGCAGUCAUCACUGCACUCUUCUCAAUCCUUGUUCUUGGCAAAACGUCAGGGACGCAGGACGGUGCUUAUUGCGAUACGGCACAAAACCCAUCAUGUGUCCUCUCGAUUGAUCCUCUUCAAAACCCGUACCCAUAUUAUUUCCCUCUGGAGAGUAAUGGAGAAACUGCUGGGCUCUUUCCGAUGCCAAAAUGUGGAAACGUUACACUAGAAGAAGCGACAAUCGACCAGCUACAGGGUGCUAUGAGCGAUGGGGUCUUGACGGCGGUGGAUCUGCUUAGGUGCUAUAUGAGAAGAAUCAGACAAGUGGAUGACUACAUCAAUUCAGUCAUUGAACUCAAUCCUGAUGCCAUGGACAUCGCAGUUGCCUUAGAUGCGGAACGUAGGGCCGGAAAUGUCCGCGGCCGGCUCCACGGCAUUCCGUUCAUCGUAAAAGACAACAUCGCGACAAAGGAUCAGAUGGAGACUACCGCAGGAAGUUGGAUGCUACUUGGGAGUGUAGUGUCUAGGGAUGCACAUGUGGUGGCAAAGCUGAGGAGGGCGGGCGCGUUACUCCUUGGAAAAGCGACUUUGAGUGAGUGGGCAGAUAUGAGGUCGAACAACUACUCCGAGGGCUACUCCCCGAGGGGCGGGCAGGCUCGAAGUCCCUACAACCUCACUCUCAAUCCCGGAGGGAGUAGCUCAGGGAGUGCAGCCGCUGUGGCUGGCAACGUGGUUUCCUUCGCUCUUGGCACCGAAACGGAUGGUAGUGUGAUUAAUCCAGCGGAGCGCAACGCAAUCGUUGGCUUUAAGCCUACUGUGGGUCUGACAUCGAGGGCUGGAGUGAUUCCAGAGAGUGUACACCAGGAUUCCGUCGGCACAUUCGGUCGCACAGUACGAGACGCUGCGUACGCAUUUGAUGCAAUAUAUGGGAUAGACGAGAGGGAUAACUAUACACUCGCGCAGGAAGGAAACACUCCAAGCGGAGGAUACUUACAAUACUUGACUAACAGGUCUAGCCUAUCAAGUGCAACAUUCGGCAUACCAUGGAACAGCUUCUGGGUGUAUGCAGAUAACGAGCAAAAAUCAACCCUUCUCUCACUAAUAUCGCUAAUUGAAUCUGCCGGCGCGACAAUAGUUAACGAAACUGAGCUCCCAAAUUACCAAAAGAUUGUCUCGCCUGACGGCUGGAACUGGGACUACGGCACUACGCGGGGAUAUCCAAAUGAAUCCGAAUACACCGUGGUGAAAGUGGACUUCUAUAACAACAUCAAGACCUACCUUUCCGAACUCAAAAAUACCAACAUCCGCAGCCUAGAGGACAUUGUUGCAUACAAUUAUGCCAACGAUGGGACUGAAGGAGGAAAUCCCUGGCCACUUGGUAUUCCAGCUUUCUACUCAGGUCAGGAUGGCUUCCUCGCCUCUCUAGAAUCCAAGGGAAUAAUGGACGCAACUUACUUCCAAGCUCUCUCAUUCUGUCAGAAGAGCACCCAAGAAGAAGGUAUCGAUGCUGCGCUAGCCAAUAAUGGUAGACCACUUGACGCGCUCCUAGUCCCUCCAGAUGUUGGUCAAACGUACCAAAUUGCUGCACAGGCUGGAUAUCCCAUGAUCACUUUGCCUGCCGGCGUUCAUUCGGACACUGGAAUGCCUUUUGGACUCGCGCUGAUGGGAACCGCGUGGAGUGAAGGAAGUUUGUUAAGGUGGGCUAGUGCUAUAGAGGACUUACAGUUCAGUAGCGGAACGGGUCACAAAAGAACUUUGCCGAAUUGGUAUGGACACCUAGAAAGAAACAUUCCGGUACGGAACUUGUGAGUGUUAGUGUUCGAGCCGUCUCACAGAAUGGUACAAAGUAAGGGGUUGAUCAUUCAAGAUUGUCACCAGGUUAUUCGAGAUAGUUAACAAUAAGCGCAUUGCGAAUUCAGUCACUUGGGCAGGCGAACAACAUAUUACUGCCUUAGGGCUCUGCG